AUGGCCUCAUCUCCACCCACCAUAUUCACCGCAACAUCUUUAUUCUCUCUUCUCGGAGUCAUAGUGGUCGGCAUAGCUGCUCAUAUAGGGUCUAAACUUCUCCUUCCUAAAAAUGCAAGUACCAAAGAUCGGUUCACGUUCAUAUGGCUGGCUUUCGAUGCGAUGAUUCACUUCUCCUUCGAGGGAUCGUUCCUGUACCUUUCUGUAUUGGGCAGGCAAGUCAAUACGAGUACGGGGCCUUUCGCGGAGAUGUGGCGAGAAUACGCUGCGGCUGACUUACGCUGGGGGAACGCUGAUCCUGGAAUCGUAUCGCUUGAACUCUUGACCGUUCUUGGAGCUGGGCCUAUCUGCUGUUACAUUCUGAAGCAACUGGUCAAUGAUGAUCCGGCGAGACAUUUUUGGAUUGUGGUUUUGAGCACUGCUGAGCUCUACGGAGGGUGGAUGACAUUCUGUCCCGAGUGGUUGACCGGUAGCCCAAACCUGGACACCUCGAACUGGCUGUACCUUUGGGUUUACCUUGUUUUCAUGAACGUAAUUUGGGUCGGCAUCCCCAUCUGGCUCAUGUAUGACUCUUAUCAUUACAUUGCCCAAGCAGUGCGCCUUAACCGCGCAUCUAUCAAGUCUAAAACUGCAUAA
This is a messenger RNA of Lentinula edodes (shiitake mushroom), 636 nucleotides long. Its product is annotated as Emopamil-binding protein. The record is from RefSeq and is a predicted model, not a curated record. The transcript has 6 exons. Lineage: Eukaryota; Fungi; Basidiomycota; Agaricomycetes; Agaricales; Omphalotaceae. Gene Ontology annotation, molecular function: cholestenol delta-isomerase activity. Gene Ontology annotation, cellular component: endoplasmic reticulum; membrane. The coding region runs from base 1 to 636 and encodes 211 amino acids. Gene Ontology annotation, biological process: sterol metabolic process.